CGGACAACAGUGUCGCUUUGCUGGGGAAUGAGCUAUUCAGUGUGCAGGCUUUUACAUAGUGUCUUUAUAAUGGAGGAAAAUGCUUAUUGUAUUUCAGCUUUUUCCUUUUAGUGUUUGUUUUAACCGGUGAAUAUUCACAGCAGAUGUUUGCCGGCGCCAGCUGAGUCUACUCUAUGUAGGUUUUGUUUAAAACUUAAAGUAAAGUUCUUUGGCACUUUAAUGAAUACAUAAGGUGGUAACUAAUCGCGUUCGAGUUGGAAAGGAUGGCUGGCGUGGUGCGCACCCUGAGCCGGUGUCUGCUGCCCGCUGAGGCCGCUCACGAUGACAGGAGCAACGGGAAAGGACGAGGAGACCGCGAGCGCGAUGCGAACCAGGAGCGCGAGGCGAAGCGGCGCAAUCGCGAGAUCAAUGCCAUGAUCGCGCGCGAGAGGCGCUCGGUGCGGCGUCUGGUGAAGAUCCUGCUGCUGGGCGCCGGAGAGAGCGGCAAAUCCACAUUCCUCAAGCAGAUGAGGAUCAUCCACGGAAAAGAGUUUGACCAGAAAGCGCUGCUCGACUUCAGGGAUACGAUCUUUGAGAAUGUCAUCAAGGGGAUGCGGGUACUAGUGGAUGCCCGAGACAAACUUGGCGUUCCUUGGCAGAACUCUGAGAAUGAGAAGCAUGGCAUGUUUGUUAUGUCCUUCGAAAACAAAGCAGGCAUGCCCGUCGAACCCUGCACCUUUCAGCUGUAUGUCCCAGCCCUGCAGGCACUCUGGAAUGAUAGUGGCAUCCAAAAAGCCUACAGCCGACGGAGUGAGUUUCAGCUGAGUGAAUCAGUGAAAUAUUUCCUGGACAACUUGGAUUGGAUUGGACAACUGAAUUAUGUACCGAGCCGACAGGACAUCCUAUUGGCCAGGAAGGCCACCAAGGGAAUUGUGGAGCAUGAUUUUGUCAUUAAGAAGAUCCCAUUUAAGAUGGUAGAUGUGGGUGGCCAGCGCUCUCAGAGACAGAAAUGGUUUCAGUGCUUUGACGGCAUAACCUCCAUCCUCUUCAUGGUGUCCUCCAGCGAGUACGACCAGGUGCUGAUGGAAGACCGUCGCACCAACCGCCUGGUGGAGUCCAUGAACAUCUUUGAGACCAUAGUCAACAACAAGCUCUUUUCCAAUGUGUCCAUAAUCCUCUUCCUCAACAAGAUGGACCUUCUGGUGGAGAAGGUACGCAAAGUCAGCAUUAGCAAACACUUUUCCGACUUCCGGGGAGACCCUCACCGACUGGAGGACGUGCAGGCCUAUCUUGUGCAAUGCUUCAAUCGUAAAUGUCGCAACCGCAGCAAGCCACUUUUCCACCACUUCACCACUGCCAUUGACACUGAGAACAUUCGCUUCGUCUUUCAUGCAGUCAAAGACACAAUUCUUCAGGAGAACCUUAAAGACAUAAUGUUGCAGUGACUUACAGUAAUUUGAUGUGUUUUGCCAUUGUUUGAUUCCGUUUCCCAUCCUAUUGCAGGAGGAAAUGCCUUCUUUACUUCAUUUUAACCAAUUUUACCAAUGGCGAAUGAAAAUGACAUGAAUCUCUCUAUGUCAUCACUUAUUUUAAUGUCUUCCUGUGAAACAGGAACUUUGAAAACACCUUGGAUUGAAGUAAAGCCAAGAACAUUUAAGGGUUUUACACUUUGUAAAUGCAAAGAAAAUGAAACAGACGGACAAUCAAUCGUUAUUGAGUAUUUCCACCUCUUUUCUCAAGGAUAAACACAAUAUUACACUGGCUCAUCUUCCAAACAACAUCCUAGAAAUAAAUCACAAACCUGCACUGAACAUCCUGUUUGAACAAGUAGUUAAUUUCAUGUCACUGACAGGUUUAUUUUUUUUAUUUAACCUUAACAUUUAAAUCACAUUUUGCUUUAUCUAUGCUUGUAAGUUUAUAGAUGACAUGCAAAAUUCUCAUUAACAACUAAGCAGGGUUUUUGUACAUAGAGUGAAAAGGAGAUUUCCAAAUUGUUAAUAGUCUCUUCUGCUUUUAUGUGUCUCUUCACAUUAAGCUGCAAGCUUUGCAAUAUAGAUAGGGUCAAAUCACUGGUUAUGCCUAACACCACUAAUAAUGCAUUAAUGGUAUUCUUUAAAUGUCAUUAUUGCACAGCAUAUGUACUUUAUGAGUAUAAAUAUGAUGUUAAUCCUCUUGAAAUGUGUGUAACCUGUGUAGUUAAUGACUUUACAAGGAGUCAACCUGAUGAUGUUUGGGGACUGAGUGUUAUUCUUCGGAUCUUGAUGAAUGUCUGAUGUGAACAGCUGUGUGCUUUUGGUUUUAGCUGGAGUUACGAUCCCGGACGAGCCCCCUAUUUGUUGCGCCCAAGUUGCGAUAAAAUUAUUUUAAACUACUUCAUGAACUGGGUGUGAAGUGACUUCCUGGUGCUGUCUUCAAAUGCUAAGAAGUAUUUGUUGUGGUUUGAGUCAUUUUCCAGAGAUCUAAUUUUGUCAUCAGAGGUAAUCGCUGACUCACAGUAUUCUUGGGGGACGAUAGGUUUCAGUUUCAGUGCAGGUGUCCGCUUGUCAGAACAUUGUUUUGUGUUAAGGGAAAGCUUGAGAUACGUUAUCAAGUAGUUUUCAAGUUUUAACAAGAGCAUCAAGCCCUUUUCUUGCAUUCUUUCUUGUUUGUGGACUACAAUUGAAACUGUGACUCAUUUCUUGCGAAAAAACAUUGACACUGUUUCUCUGUGUCCUUAAGGUUUUUAAAUUCUGUCCUUCCUCAUAAUUACCGCAGUGCCAUGUUGGCUUACUGAAAGUUGGCAGGAAGGGAUUUGAUUUGAGAUAUUGGACACACCCUAAACCUUUGUCCCUGACAGCUAUUCCCAGUGGGAGCCAAACGCAUGCAUUUACUGGAAGAUCUCUGGCUUCCGACUGGAUUCUUUAAUUCAAGACUGUGUUUGUCCUUGUUUCCUCUUUUAAGACCACAAAUCCAUUGGGAGAGUUUGAAAGUUAAAUAGCGGAAAAGAAAUGCAGACACAGUAUGAAGGCUGUUAAAACCUGCAAUCAAGAAAAGCAUAUGGCGUGUAAUUAAUUUGAUAUAAAUUAUAUUUGGGGAAUGAUAAUCAAAGAAACUAUUUCCAGUUGCAGUUGCAAGCUACUGAAGGUGAUUUAACUACAGUAUUUAAUUAAGUUACAUUUGCUGCUCUGGUGUUUUGUCCCUCUUAGGAUCUCAAGAGUUUCACUAUUAACAGGAUGUCUACUUCAACACUCUUUCAGUGUUUUACUGUACUUUUUCAACUUUCAAAUAUUGCUUCCCUAAUGUUUUAAGUAACCAGUGAUUGUAAAAAGUGAGAAAUUCCUGAUUUUAACUUCAUUAUGUGUGUUUUGUAUAUAAGAACUGUUUAAAUACAAUAAAAUGUUGAGUUAUA
Molecule: messenger RNA, 3367 nt
Organism: Carassius carassius (crucian carp)
Lineage: Eukaryota; Metazoa; Chordata; Actinopteri; Cypriniformes; Cyprinidae
Product: guanine nucleotide-binding protein subunit alpha-12
Exons: 4
Coding region: 264-1424 (386 amino acids)
Biological process (GO): adenylate cyclase-modulating G protein-coupled receptor signaling pathway; Rho protein signal transduction
Cellular component (GO): brush border membrane; heterotrimeric G-protein complex
Molecular function (GO): G-protein beta/gamma-subunit complex binding; GTPase activity; guanyl nucleotide binding
Source: RefSeq, a predicted model, not a curated record